Molecule: messenger RNA, 2332 nt
Organism: Dermatophagoides farinae (American house dust mite)
Lineage: Eukaryota; Metazoa; Arthropoda; Arachnida; Sarcoptiformes; Pyroglyphidae
Source: RefSeq, a predicted model, not a curated record
UCACUCAAUUCAAUUCAACGCACGAAUUGUCAUAUUUUUCUUUUUGCUGUCUUCUACUACUUCCUUAUCGUUUUGGUAGUAAAUUGCGAUAAUAUUUGCACAUCAAGAACAACAGCUUUUCCAAUUUUUUUGAUUGUUUGUUGAUAAUAACGACGCCUUUUUAAACUUGAAUAUACUUGAAUUCAUUCAGAUAAAAUUAAGAAAGAAAAACGCAAAUAAUAAUAAUAGUAAAAUAGUAAUAAUAAGAAGAAGAAACGACCAUAAUGCAUCCAAAUAAUAUGAAUGAAACAAUGGAUAACGAUAGCUAUCAAUUAUCGAUUGGUUCAUCAUCACCAUGUCGAUCAUUCCAUGAUGAUUCCACACAAUCAUCAGAAGCUGUAUUUUCAUCAUCAUCUUCGGGUGAAAAUUCCGUCAUUGAAGGUAUCCAAAAUGAAUUGGUUACAAUUACAAUUGAUGGCGAUGUUGCUGGUGUUGUUGCCAGCGGUGGCGGCGGCAGCGGUGGUGGUGUUGGUAAUGAUAAUUGUGGCAGCCAAACUGUUGUUGGUUCGAAUGUUUCAACACCAGAUACAGAUGGUGGUCAUUUUUUUGAAGGUGCUGAAAAACGUUUAGCAAUCUAUUUUAAAGAAGAUCCAUUGAAUAAAAUACUUGAUUUACGUAAAUUAACCAGAUCUCAAUGGAAAAAUGUACUUGAUCUAGUUCAUUGUCGAAUAUUGAAUGUGAUCAACAAUGAACAUUUUGAUGCCUAUUUGCUAAGCGAAAGCUCAUUAUUUGUGAGUAAAAGAAGCUUCAUAUUGAAAACAUGCGGCUCAACUACUUUGCUUCAUUGUUUGGAUUUGAUUUUGGAAUACGUUUUUAAACUUGGUUUCGAUACCAUUGAGGACGUAUUUUAUUCGCAUAAAAAUCUAUUGCUUCCAUCAUUGCAAACAUUGCCACAUAAUUCAUUCUUAAAAGAAAGUGAAUAUUUAGAUAAAGCAUUCAAUGGCCAUUCACAUUUAUUUGGCCAUAUUAAUGCUGAUCGUUGGUAUCUUUAUCUAUUGGAUUAUAGUCCCGAAUUGGAUUGUAAUGAUGAUCAACCAAAUAGUCAGCUAAUGAAUCGUAAUCGUAAUGAAUUUUUUAAAUUUGAAAUGAUUAUGGAAGAAUUGGAUGAAGAUAUUAUGCGAUUAUUUUUCAAUGAUCCAGACAUGCCCACCACUGCAGCUCAGGUGACCAGAAAAUCUGGAAUAGACAGUAUUAUACCUGGUAUGGUUAUCGAUGAUUAUCUUUUCUCUCCAUGUGGUUAUUCAAUGAAUGGUCUUCUUUCGGAAUAUUAUAUGACCAUUCACAUUACACCAGAACCGGAAUUUUCCUAUGUUUCUGUUGAAAUGAAUGUACCACAAAAAAGCUAUAUAACAUUUAUGGCUAAAGUGAUUGAUGUGUUUAAACCUGGAAAAUUUAUGCUCAAUUUGUUUGUGCCUAGUAUCCAUAAUUUGCGAUCAAAACAAACAUUUAAUGAUUUAUUGGCUAACAAUGAUGGUAUUGGCAUUGGUAUUGGAUAUCGUUGUAAUGAUCAUCAAAAAAUGAAAUCAGCUAAUCAUUGUCUAUUUGAAACAAUGCAAAUGCAUGGACUUGUUAUGUAUGAAGCAUUAUCAUGUGUAUCGAUUGGCCAUUAUCGUCGUUGUGAUUUUCAAAUGGCUCAAACUGAACAUUUGGACAUUAUCUAUGCACGAUUUGUAAGCGAAGGUAUUAGCUGAAGCCUACUGCAAUGGUAUAUUUGUGCAUUUUUUGGCGGCUAGCGUUUGCCUCCUUUCCUUUAAUUCAUAAAUCACAGCUAAUUUUUUUUUCUUUUUAAACCCACUUUUAAAAUAAUUCAAAAAUUUAGAUAAUUUUCAAAUCAAUCAAGACAAUAUUUUUUUCUCAUCAGUGUUUUUUUUUUAAAAAUUCUCAUACAUCGAUGAAUGUGACAAUUGUGUGUGUGUGUGUGUGUGUGCGUGCUCGUUUUCAACAUUUUUAUUUUUCUCUAAUAAUUAACUACUGCCAAUGAAAAUGUUUGGCAAUAAUAACCUGAUAACACCACGACAUCAAAAAAAAAAAAAAUUUCACCAUUUAAUGAUAAUAAUAAUAAUCUGUGUGCUCAAAUUCAUUUUUCCUAACACCUACACCUACACACACAAACACAAUAACCAAUGUUUUUUGGUAGAUUGAUUCCUAUCAAUUUUACCUGUGAUUUUACCAUUAACAAGUUAUUGUUGCUGUUUCCAUUUUUUUUAUGAUAAUUUCCAUUUAUUGUUAUCCUCACUAUUCAGGAAUCAUAAAUAUAUCUAAUCUAAUCUUUUUUUAUAUUCACAUAAACAUU